CAGAGAGACACAUUUGCUUCCUGUAUGUUUUUAUUUAUUUUAUUUAUUUUCUGUUAUGUUUUCCCGCAUCUUCUCCUGUCAGAAGGGUCUCUCAUGAGCAGAAGUAGGAGGGAGCGCAGAAAGAGACGCAAGAUAAACGCCUGUGCCUUUCUCUACUGCAUGCACGCAUGCAAUGCAUGCUGCAGACUAAAUAAGACACCUCCAGUGUUGGAUUAUCUGUCUGGCUGUGUGCUGACUGCCUCCAGACCUGGAGGCCACCCUCCUCCUCCUCUUUCUCCUCCCUUUCACACUGAAGGAAGAGUAGAGUAGAGACGGUCUUCUGUUUGCCUCCUGCAGACUCCAACCACUCCUGACUUCUGGUCCAGCGACAUGAAUAAGAUGAAGAACUUCAAGAGGCGGUUCUCACUUUCCGUGCCACGAACAGAAACGAUAGAGGAGAACGAGUUUACAGAACAGAUAAACCAGCUCAACAUCUGCUGCAGUGACGGUGUGGUGCCCAGUAGUCUGGGUCUACACAGCCUGCAACCCAGUCCAGUGGCUCCAGACAGCCAGGCUCAAUCUCCUACACAACUGCAGUACUGCAACAAAGUCCCGCACCGCCGAUUCUCCAUGGAGGAUGUAACUAAGAGGAUGUCUCUGCCCAUGGACAUCCGUCUCCCACCAGAGUUUCUGAAGAAGUUACAGAUGGAAAACCCUCCACCGUGCAAACCGCUCAGCCGCAUGUCCAGAAGAGCCUCACUGUCGGACAUUGGCUUUGGGAAACUGGAGACCUAUGUGAAGUUGGGAAAACUAGGAGAGGGCACAUACGCAACUGUAUUCAAGGGUCGCAGCAAACUCACAGAAAACCUGGUGGCCCUGAAAGAGAUUCGUCUGGAGCACGAAGAGGGCGCCCCGUGCACGGCCAUACGGGAAGUGUCACUGCUGAAGAACCUGAAGCACGCCAACAUCGUAACGCUUCAUGACAUCAUCCAUACGGACCGAUGUCUCACCCUCGUCUUUGAGUAUCUGGACAGUGACUUGAAGCAGUACCUCGACAACUGCGGAAACCUAAUGAGCAUGCACAAUGUGAAGAUAUUCACAUUCCAGCUUCUUCGUGGUUUAUCAUAUUGUCAUAAGAGGAAGAUUCUCCACCGGGACCUGAAGCCUCAGAAUCUGCUCAUUAAUGACAAGGGAGAACUUAAACUGGCAGACUUUGGUUUGGCCAGAGCAAAAUCAGUCCCAACAAAAACCUAUUCGAAUGAGGUUGUGACCUUGUGGUAUCGACCUCCUGAUGUCCUGCUGGGCUCCACAGAGUACUCAACACCGAUAGACAUGUGGGGCGUGGGCUGUAUCCUGUACGAAAUGGCCACAGGCCGUCCCAUGUUUCCUGGAUCGACUGUCAAAGAGGAACUACACCUGAUAUUUCGACUCAUGGGCACCCCAACUGAGGAGAGCUGGCCCAGAAUCACAGCUAAUGAGGAAUUCAAAUCCUACCUGUUUCCUCAGUACAGAGCACAAGCACUCAUUAAUCAUGUGCCCAGGCUUGACACAGAAGGAAUAGACCUUCUUAUGGCUCUAUUGUUGUAUGACACCAAGUGCAGGGUUUCCGCUGAGUCGGCUCUGAGACACUCUUACUUCCUGAAUCUGGGGGAGAACAUCCACUCCAUACCUGACACCUCAUCUGUGUUUUCACUGAGGGAGAUCCAGCUACAGAAGGAUCCGGGACACAAGAGCUCAGUAUUCCAGCCACCGGGUCGAGGCAAAAACCGCAGACAAAGCAUAUUCUGAGGACAAGAAACAAAGCACUGUGCAUGAAGAGAUCGCCAGAACAAAACCAUUAUGACGCAGACAGCUUUGUUUCUCCAUCUAAAACAUGCAUGCAUCCAUUCACAAACACACCAAUUUAUUAGUCUGUCCUUCAGAAAACAGAUUCAAUAGAAGUGAAUCAUCCUCAGUCAUAAAACUGGCUGGUUAAAAGUGUGACCGAGGCUCAAUCCAAUCUCUCUUGCAGUCUCAUUUAAACCUAAAAACCACACUGAUCCUAAAGCUCAAAUCUUUAAAAACAUUUACCCUUGGUUUCACAGACAAGGCCU
Carassius carassius (crucian carp) is the source of this 2072-nucleotide messenger RNA. Its product is annotated as cyclin-dependent kinase 18-like. The coding region runs from base 370 to 1767 and encodes 465 amino acids. The transcript is spliced from 16 exons. Gene Ontology annotation, molecular function: protein kinase activity; ATP binding. The record is from RefSeq and is a predicted model, not a curated record. Gene Ontology annotation, biological process: protein phosphorylation. Lineage: Eukaryota; Metazoa; Chordata; Actinopteri; Cypriniformes; Cyprinidae. Gene Ontology annotation, cellular component: nucleus; cytoplasm.